AAACUUGCAGGUCGCGGGAAAUACGUGGUUCGCGUAAUUCACCGUGUGUUUGGGCCGGCCGCAGUUGUUUUGUUCGGGAAAAUCAGCAUUUGGGGAGUUUGUGUGCAAAUUCAAGUGAAGAGGAAGCAGUGAUGAGCUCUGAGACGAAUACUGCGGCGAUACCCGCGGCUCCUGAAGAUGUGCAAGGUGAUAAACGAUGGAUAAAUAUGCAUGAGCGUUAUGUUAACGAGGCCAAGGAAAAGGAACCAGAAGUCCUUUUUGUGGGUGACUCCUUGAUCCAGCUCAUGACCCAGAAUCAGGUUUGGACGGAUCUUUUUGAACCUCUUCACUCCCUCAACUUUGGCAUCGGUGGAGACCAAACACAGCAUGUUCUAUGGCGCUUGCAGAACGGAGCACUGGAUAACAUUAAGCCAAAGGUGAUCGUUUUGCUAGUAGGCACCAACAAUCACGACCACACGGCAGAUCAGACAUUUGAAGGCAUUGAAACCAUCAUCAAGUACAUUACGACAAAGAUACCGGCGGCGCAACUAAUUGUCAUGGCCAUUCCGCCCAGGGGGCAGCACCCAAACAAACUACGCAACAAAAUCAAAUCCAUCAACAGCUCCCUGGCAGAGCUGCUCGGCACCCAUCCGUCAAAGUACCCCAAGGCCGAGUAUUUCGACGCCAACAGUGACUUUGUGAUCGACGACGGCACGAUAUGUCACAGCGACAUGUACGACUAUCUACAUUUGACCAAUCAGGGUUACCAGAAAAUUUGUGAGCCUCUCAGGGAAAGGAUAGACGAAGUGCUACAAGGAAAGUAGGUAUGUAUGUGUAGACCUCAAUACUAACUGGCCAGUGCACCCUGAAGCCACUGAUCCGCCAUCUUGGAUCCCCAAAAUAUCAUGCUGAGACCACAGACAUCUUAAAAUCUGGACACAGAUUCACAAAUAAUAAUGCUAUGUUACGCGAGGUGCAAACAUGCAUCUAAACCUUCUUAUUGUUAUGUUAAAUAACUGGCGUAAUGUAGACGCCCUCUUGCACAUUCAAGUCACGCCCAUGAUGAGCGAGCGUUCGCGUAAUUGACAUAUGCUAUAUAUGCGCAGCAUUUUGGUAUCUGUUUUGAAAGCGAAUGUUGUGUCUAGGUUUUUUAAGAUUUCUUUAGCCGGGACGUGCAUGUACAUCGUUCUGCAGUUAAGGGUUUUUAGUUUUCGCUUAAAACAACCAAUUCCUAAUCCCCAUCCUGUUAAACUCCAACACCAGGGUUUGUUGGAAUCUGUUGGAAUGAGUACUGCACUAGUAAACUGAUUAUGCUUUACACGGGGUUAAGCAUACCACCAAUAAUCAGAGUCCAACAGUUUUUGUGUACAGUUUAUUAUAUGGUGUUGGAAUUUGCAGGAGUGAGGAAGAUCCCUAGUAAAUCACUCAAGGGGUUGGGGUUAAGAAUCAAGUUUUCUUUGGAUGUUGGCUCGGCCUUGGAAUAGGAAUGUUUCAGUCUCAAAAGCCGGUCAGAAUGUACCAUUCUUAGGGCAUGUAGGAAUCUCUUGCCUUGAGCUAUUGUUUGAGGUCUUCACACCCAUUAUAACUAUUUGGGAUGAUGCUGACAAUAUAGCGGCCGGUGGCUCUGGAAGCCUGUUUUGUACACGGCCUUAUUUUCCCCGCCUUAACCCUGAAAAAGAAAUCCAAUAACAAGUACUGUACCCCAAAAAACCUCGCUUUUUCAUGGGUGACCCAAUAUGGCGGACGGCGGCUUCAUUUAGUGGGCAUUGUCAGCCAGUCCAAAUAGAAUAGAUGUUAGUGGUGCAGACCAAAUACAUAAAUGGCCAUCUUGGUCUUGCACCCUGGAAACUGCAGUGUAUUACAAAUGUAUUUUGCCAUAGUGCCAUCGGCACCAGUCUAUUACUGUCCAAUUGACUUGUACAAAUAAAAAUGCUUGGGGAAUGUACACGAAAAGUAACCGUUCCCAAAUGUCCUAGCGGUAUGUGAAUAAUGUCCAUUCUUAUUGUAUCAAAGUGCUAUGAUGUUUGUGCGAAAACAGUUGUGCGUGUUGGUCAAAUAAUAAGUGAGCUGAGGGGUCAAUUGUGCAUAUUAUCCAAUCAUGUCUCGUGAUGGCUAAUACGCUAAUUAUUGAACAGUGUAGCUGUGAGAAAAAUAUUUGCGCCAUGUGAUGUUGGAAAGUACUGUCUAUGUCUCCUUCAACUUUUCUUUGUUGUAUUUUUGGAUUCUUUUUUUAAUUUAUGUAUACCUUUUUUAUCAGCGGUUAUCUUUUCUAAAUAUUCAAGGCUUGUAAGAAAAAGAAAGAGCAAAACUUAGAAAUGUCUGCGCUUUUUUUUCUCUCCAAGAAUACAGAAUUACUGUAUCUUGUGUAUAUAAUUAUAUUGUAAAAAGCGCUUUAUGAUUGGCUGCUGGUUGUGUUUUCAGCCAGAUUAGGCCAAUCAACAAACCCGAUGAAUAGAACUAUUGGAAGGGGCCUUACAGUGUAUUACAUGUAAAAGGGUAAGGGAACCAUACCAGUCAGACUCAGUGUGACAAAGACCAAGUUCUUUGUUUAGACAAAUUUUGCCUUUCAUUUAACAAUAACAAUAAAAUAUAUUAACAUUUCACUUGUGUACAGUUCUUGGUAUAUUCUGUUAACAUGGUUAAGGCCAAGGAAAAAAACCCUGCAUUUCUGGUUUAUACCCCAAACAUUGACCAACAUGGAUCUAUAUCAUGCAGAACCUACAUCUUUUUAUUUGAAAAUGAAGAAAAGAAUAUAAUAAAAUGGUGCCGUCCCAUUUUUAUUAUAUUUUCUGUAGGUUGGUCGGCUCAACAAAGCCAAUUAAAAGUGCAGCAAGCGCAGAAUGCACAGUUGAUUCACGUAUUAACUGUUACAAAUGCAUGCAAAAAUCCCCCCCAAAAAUUUAAAAUCAUCCAACACUACUUUGUUUCUGGUUA
Molecule: messenger RNA, 2913 nt
Organism: Patiria miniata (bat star)
Lineage: Eukaryota; Metazoa; Echinodermata; Asteroidea; Valvatida; Asterinidae
Product: platelet-activating factor acetylhydrolase IB subunit alpha1-like
Exons: 5
Coding region: 132-803 (223 amino acids)
Source: RefSeq, a predicted model, not a curated record